Trematosphaeria pertusa is the source of this 1016-nucleotide messenger RNA. RefSeq lists its product as uncharacterized. Lineage: Eukaryota; Fungi; Ascomycota; Dothideomycetes; Pleosporales; Trematosphaeriaceae. The transcript has a single exon. The record is from RefSeq and is a predicted model, not a curated record. Bases 1 to 861 code for a protein of 286 amino acids.
AUGCAACCUACAUCCAGUAGUCUACCAGUUUGUAAGCUUAGGAGAUUCAACGCGGAUGGUGCUGUCUUUACCCUAGGAAUGGACGAUGCCGCAUUCUCCCUAAGCUCUAACUUCCUGAAGCUAGAGGAUUUCCUGACCAAGAUCCUCCAGGAGAAGGUGCCUCGCAAAUGUAGUGAGUCACUCCUCCGGAAACUAAUAAAUUUACUGAAGCGUGUCUCCAAGGAGACCAAGUGGAUCGAGAAGCGCCAUCGUCAAGCCAUCGUUGCAGUUGUCUUCGAAGCGAACCAGGUGCCCGAGGAUGCCCGCAAAUGGGAGUUGCAUAUUCCGACUCCACCUGGGGAGAUCAAGCGAGUUCUUGCUGCGCCUAUUCCUAAGAUGCGGUAUCCUCUCGUCCCUGGCUUUCAUGAUGCACAGAAGAAGAUGAGGAAGUUCCCCCCAAAACCUAAAUCUCCGGUCUUCUCCAGGCGCAGGAGCUCAAGCACGGUAGUUGGAAACCAGCCACCAUCGUUGCUCAGCCGGAAGACAAAUCACAAGCAACCCUCCGUUCGACAAGUUCUCGAGCGGCGAGAUUCCACUACCUCAUGGCUUUCCGCAGCGUCUUCUUCAACACUGAAAAGCGUGAGAACCUUGAUUGUACUUCCGCUAGCUUCCCUCCUCGGAGUGGGCGUGCACAUCGCUCUGGCGCCCGUCAAGAUGACGGAUGCUGCUCUCAGGACAGUGGGACUCCGUUCUAGGGACUCGGACGCGGAUUCUGACUCCGAAGCGGAGAAUGAGGUCUUUUAUGAUAUGCACGGUAGGAUCUGGACUGAGCAGUCUGCAUUGCUAAGUGAACAGAUAUUUAGGAACGAUGACGCGGACUAGGACGAAAACUCUGAACCCAGAAACGACUCAAUGAAUCUACGACUCUGGCUUAUGACUGCAUAGGUCCUGUCUAGGGGUAAAUUCACUUGAGAUCGUGCACAUUACCAUACUCUACGAUUUGACGCAGGAACGAGGUAUGGGGAGGCGUGCUACAG